UUCUAUAAUCACAUUUAUACUGUGUGACCACUGACAGUGACCAGCGCUUUUAGAAGAUUUUCUAUAUAUCCAGGAGGGCGAGAUGACCUCCAGACCGAGGUGACAGAAAGAAUUCGCUUGCACCUAAGGUUUCAUAGUAGUGGUCUUAUACAAAAAGUUGUUUUAAACAGACGCUUAUAUCAUACUUUUACACUGUUUAUGUUGAAAACAGAAGGGGAAAACUGACGAAAUGAUGGCAUUAUUAAUCUUGGCGCAGGUCAAUAUGAAUUAAAGAUAAAAAUCAUAUAAUAAAAUAGCAUGUGAUGAAUCAAGUGUUUAAAAACAUUUUAAUUUUUUUUAUAAACUUUUUGCACCUAAUAAUUCUUAUUUUUAGUUCUAUAGUAUUAAGUAAAAUGUGUGCAUGCCCUUCUUAUUUCUUGAAACAAUAUCAGACCGCUAUCGAUCAUUGGCUGGAGGAUUAUUCUUCAGAAUUAUAUUGACUGCACGAACUUCACGAGUGUUUUAACAUAAAAUUCUCAACAUUCUGGAACAUACUAAAUCACUUCAUUUUACUUUUUAUUUGAAAUUCCUCAAUAACGAAAAUACUUAUUUUGUCAUUAUUCCGGAGGCGUAUUCCUUUAACCAACAUUGUUAAAACAAACAUGCCUGUUAGGGGCGGUAACUCUGAUACAUUGAACACUUUUUACUAUGUUCUUUAGAGCCAAUUUGCCUGCUGAUUAUGGCACAGGGCGUUGCCAAGCGUGCCGCCAUUUUAGAAUUACAAUGGUUUUACCAUCGCCAUGUUAUUUGCUUGGAGGCAGGGAUUCGUCAAAUUCUCUGACUGUACUCAAAACACAGUCAAAUAAUUUCGUUCUUUACUGUACCGAUAAGGGAAGGAACACUGUGUUAGUGUUUUGGAGUUUACAACCGCCUCAACGACUUUUUUUUAUACAUAUACAAUGAUAUAGAAGCUUGUGUGUCGCCUAAACACGUCAGUAAACGAAUUGACUCAGUUGAAUAUGUUUGUUCUGUUUUGCCCUGUUCUUGAUCAAUUUAGUUUUUCUUCAGCAGAUUCGGAAACCAAUGGUUGAGAGGAAAAGAAGAGAAAGGAUGAAUAACAGCAUAGCUCAACUGAAGUCACUUAUUGCACAGACCAUCAAACAUAAUACAGCUCCAAUGACACGUGUUGACAAGGCGGAUAUCCUCGAGCUGACUGUGUACCAUCUCACACAGAUACACCAACAGCAGCAAUCCGUUGCUAUGGCAGCAGAGGUCGCAGCGUAUACAGCUGGAUAUAAGGAAUGUGCGCGAGAAGCCGUGACCUACUUGUCUAAUUGCAGAACGCCAGCUGCAGUCAGUGGGUCGCUAAGCAACCAUCUUCACAGUUCCAUGCUGGCGAACAACAGCUGUUUACAUAAUUCACAAAGAACGAACGCCUUGAGUCAAUUGAAACGCCACUCUACACCACUUAGACCAUGUGACAGUUUGAAUCCAUCUUUGCCGGAUCUUAAUGUCUAUGGUUACACGCCGAUUCAAAAUGACGAUCAGAGUUCACCGGAAGUAACGUUAUCAUUUGACUACGCAAGCGUGACUUCAGGUUCCUCCAUAGAUUUAUCAAGCUCGUGUUCCAGUUCCGAUGAAUCACACAAGUCGUGUACACACUACAGUAUUAAUGACGUCAGACGUGAACAGGACCUAUCUGGGACUGACAAAAGCACGGACGUUGUUACCAUUGGGAUUGGCAGGGAGAAUGAAAUAGGUCACGUGAUCAAAGAGAUACCAUGGAGGCCGUUUUAAAGAUAUGGUUCAAAUAUUUUAUUGCAUUGUUUCAAAGACGUAAAUUAUAAAUAGGCUUAGGCUAUAACUGCUGGGUAUGAAGUUCUGAAAUCAGGUAAUGAAUAGAUCUACCUACUCCGACUCAGGACUUGUGGAAACAGAAGUUGCAGAGUUGCAAGAAAAAAGAAGAUGUUUGCUAAACUUGUCAAAAAGAACAUAUCUUAUAUGUGCUAUGUAUAUAAACUUUUAUAUUGUUCGAAGUAUAAUUUAUUCGACUGACCUAUUGUUUUAGAAAAUGUGUAUGUUAUAUGUACAUAUCAAAAUAAAACGCCGUAUAAACUAGCACAUGCAGAGUCAUUUUGAAC
Messenger RNA from Mercenaria mercenaria, 2120 nucleotides. RefSeq names its product transcription factor HES-4-like. Lineage: Eukaryota; Metazoa; Mollusca; Bivalvia; Venerida; Veneridae. Gene Ontology annotation, molecular function: protein dimerization activity; RNA polymerase II cis-regulatory region sequence-specific DNA binding; DNA-binding transcription factor activity, RNA polymerase II-specific. The transcript is spliced from 2 exons. The record is from RefSeq and is a predicted model, not a curated record. Bases 1063 to 1776 code for a protein of 237 amino acids. Gene Ontology annotation, biological process: regulation of transcription by RNA polymerase II; anterior/posterior pattern specification; regulation of neurogenesis. Gene Ontology annotation, cellular component: nucleus.